This is a messenger RNA of Malaya genurostris, 2994 nucleotides long. It is a transcript of the gene mEFG1, whose product is annotated as elongation factor G, mitochondrial. Gene Ontology annotation, cellular component: mitochondrion. Gene Ontology annotation, molecular function: GTP binding; GTPase activity; translation elongation factor activity. Lineage: Eukaryota; Metazoa; Arthropoda; Insecta; Diptera; Culicidae. Gene Ontology annotation, biological process: mitochondrial translational elongation. The transcript has 3 exons. The record is from RefSeq and is a predicted model, not a curated record. Bases 155 to 2395 code for a protein of 746 amino acids.
CAAAAGCAUGUUUUCUGUUUCUUAUGGUUCUAGAUUCUGACGCGGCUCGUCGGGUGUUGUGAAAAAUCCUUAGAUAGUUUUACGUUUAGAUUUUCCGUUUGUGGAUUACUAUCGUAAUUUAUCCUGUGCUAAGGUCUUAAUUAGGGUAUCCAUCAUGACUAUUACUUAUUUGCUACGAAUUCGCCCACCAUUGGGGGUAGCAAAAACAGUUAUAGAGAACGUGAAACGUUCAUUCGCGAGUAAUGCAACUUUUGCCGAACAUCAUAAACUAGAGAACAUUCGAAAUAUCGGCAUAUCGGCUCAUAUUGACAGCGGCAAAACGACGUUGACCGAACGAAUUUUGUUCUACACCGGACGCAUCAAAGAAAUGCAUGAGGUUAAAGGGAAGGAUAACGUUGGAGCGACCAUGGAUUCGAUGGAACUGGAACGGCAACGAGGUAUAACGAUUCAGUCAGCAGCUACAUAUACGACCUGGAAAGACCACAACAUUAACAUAAUUGAUACACCCGGUCAUGUGGAUUUCACGGUUGAGGUCGAGCGAGCGUUGAGAGUGCUGGAUGGGGCUGUUCUGGUCCUGUGUAGUGUAGGAGGCGUCCAGAGUCAAACUUUGACCGUGAAUCGACAAAUGAAAAGAUACAACGUUCCCUGUUUGGCUUUCAUAAACAAACUGGAUCGAACUGGUGCUAAUCCUAAUCGGGUUCUUGGUCAAAUGCGAUCCAAGCUGAACCACAAUGCUGCGUUUAUUCAGCUUCCUAUUGGGUUAGAAAAUAAUUGUCAGGGGAUCGUUGAUUUGGUGAAACAAAAGGCGCUUUACUUCGAAGGACAGCUUGGUCUGACGGUGAGGGAGGAUGAAAUUCCCCAGGAUAUGCGAGUGGAAUGUGAUGAACGACGACAUGAACUUAUUGAGCAUCUUUCUAACGUUGACGAUGCUAUUGGAGAAUUCUUCCUGGAGGAAAAAAUGCCAUCAGAGCGAGACAUUAUGAAUGCCAUACGAAGGACCGCUCUAAAGAGAACAUUUACUCCGGUACUGGUUGGGACGGCACUAAAGAACAAAGGUGUACAGCCAUUGCUAGACGCGGUGGUAAACUAUUUGCCUCAUCCUGGUGAAGUAGAAAACAUUGCUCUUAUUGAGAAGAAAGGUGCAGAACCGCAACAAGUUAUCUUGAAUCCAGCACGAGAUGGAAAGGAUCCGUUUGUAGGUCUGGCGUUCAAGUUAGAAGCAGGUCGAUUUGGCCAGUUAACCUACCUCCGGUGCUAUCAAGGUGUGUUGAGGAAAGGCGACAGCAUAUACAAUGUCCGAUCGGGAAAGAAAGUUCGGUUGGCCCGUUUGGUGCGUCUGCAUUCGAACAACAUGGAAGAUGUGAAUGAAGUGUACGCUGGUGACAUAUUUGCCCUGUUUGGAGUAGAUUGUGCUAGUGGUGACACAUUUGUAACAGAUUCAAAGUUAGAACUUUCUAUGGAAUCCAUAUUCGUUCCUGAUCCCGUAGUUUCAAUGGCAAUUCACCCAACCCAUUCCAAAGACCGGGAUAAUUUCUCUAAAGCGAUUGCACGAUUUACUAAGGAGGAUCCCACAUUCCGAUUCACAUACGAUGCGGAUGUCAAAGAAACUCUAGUGUCCGGUAUGGGCGAACUUCAUCUCGAAAUCUAUUCACAGCGAAUGGAACGUGAGUACAAUUGCCCGGUGGUGCUCGGUAAACCAAAAGUAGCAUUUCGAGAGACCUUAGUUGCUCCGUGUGAGUUUGACUAUCUUCACAAGAAACAGUCCGGUGGUCAAGGUCAGUACGCUAGGGUCACGGGUAUGUUGGAACCGCUACCUCCUCAUUUGAACACAAAUGUCGAAUUCGUUGACGAAACUAUCGGAACCAAUGUUCCGAAACAGUUCAUACCCGGUGUUGAAAAAGGUUUCCGACAAAUGGCCGAAAAAGGUUUGCUCUCGGGUCAUCGAUUGUCUGGCGUCAAGUUUCGUCUGAUAGAUGGUGCGCACCACAUCGUCGAUUCCUCCGAAUUGGCUUUCAUGCUAGCGUCACAGGGAGCAAUCAAGAGCGUAUUUGAGGAGGGUAGCUGGCAGAUUUUGGAACCGAUCAUGAUGGUUGAGGUUACGGCACCGGAUGAGUUCCAGGGCACCGUUAUUGGACAGCUCAAUAAGAGACAUGGAAUCAUUACGGGCACGGAAGGAACGGAAGGUUGGUUCACAAUUCACGCCGAAGUACCUUUGAACGAUAUGUUCGGUUAUGCCGGUGAGUUGCGUUCGAGUACGCAGGGCAAAGGCGAGUUCAGUAUGGAGUACAGUCGGUAUUCGCCUUGCAUGCCUGAGGUACAGGAAAAACUGGUUAGUGAUUAUCAGGCCUCGCAGGGAAUUGUGGUGGAUAAAAAGCAACAAAAGAAAAAAAAUUGAGAUGUUUAUGGACUCAUGCGGGUUGACAACGUGUAUAUAGUUAAAGAAUAUUUAGUUCAUUCUAUGUUCGAAUGUUAUGUCACUGAUUGGUAUGAUAAGAAUAAUUUAAUUGGAAUAUCUACGUUGAUGUUAAUUAUGCCUUUCAUUUAUGAAAUUCGAAAAUUUACAACGAAAAAUCAUACGCAAAUAAGUGCACUUUCAUUUCUUUACUAACUAGACAAUGUGAAUUUUUCAAGUUGAAGUUUUUCUUUGUUUACCUUCUCUUCCGAAUAUUUUGGCACGAUAAGGAAGAUUUUCAUUAAAUUUUUCUUGCUGACUGAAAGUCUUAGAUUUCCGGGGAUAUUUCACGUAAAAAAUUGAAAGGUUCACGUGACAACAGCUGGGUAGUUGAGAGAAGAGAAGGUAAACAAUGCAAAGCAAAAUGUUAUUUGCUGGUGCGACUUUUCGAAAAAUUUAUCGACUUAUGUGGACUAAUUGCAGUUCCCAUUGGUUGUAUGGAUACAUGCAGAUUUGUAAAAUUUACCAUCGUUUGAACAGUAAAUCUAGAUAAAAGUUGAAAUAAAUUAAGAAUGUCUGAAUAAACUCAGUGAUGGUAAAAA